Molecule: messenger RNA, 1463 nt
Organism: Rhododendron vialii
Lineage: Eukaryota; Viridiplantae; Streptophyta; Magnoliopsida; Ericales; Ericaceae
Exons: 6
Coding region: 302-1147 (281 amino acids)
Biological process (GO): regulation of DNA-templated transcription
Cellular component (GO): nucleus
Molecular function (GO): protein heterodimerization activity
Source: RefSeq, a predicted model, not a curated record
UUUUCCAUUUUCCCUUGUUUUACUAUUUUCUCCCUCUCUCUCUCUCUCUCUCUCUCUCUCUGCGCUAAAAGUCGUACGGUAAGCUGUUCUGUUGCAGUCAGGUUUCUCAUCCGCAUCAACCCGUCGCGUGGAUCUGAUCACCAAAACGGGCAAUUAGACUACACGCACGGUGGGAGAUGAUUGACGACGAUCGCCGAUGAUUGGAGCAAUGAUUGGGCUCGAAUCGCUCCGAUCUUAAUUGUAUUCACUUCGAAUUUACUUUAAAUUAUUUGGGUCAACCUUAUGUCCCGAAUCUGAAACCAUGAGGAAGAAGCUCGAUACCCGCUUUCCCGCUGCUCGGAUUAAAAAAAUAAUGCAAGCUGAUGAGGAUGUUGGAAAGAUUGCUAUGGCAGUGCCUGUUUUAGUUUCCAAAGCAUUGGAGUUAUUUCUGCAAGACCUUUGCGACCGGACAUAUGAUAUUACCCUUCAGCGAGGAGCGAAGACUAUGAACUCGUUACAUCUAAAACAUUGCGUACAAAGCUAUAACGUGUUUGAUUUUCUGAGGGAAGUUGUUAGCAAGGUUCCUGACUAUGGUCAGGCUGAUUCUGCUUCUGCUGAGGACCGAACCAUGCCAAAGAGAAGGAAAGCUGGAGGCGAUGAAUACAAUAAUAGUGAUGAAGAGUCAAAGAGGAGUCGGAUGCAUGAUGUCGGCCAUACAAGCAGCAGUGGCAGGGGAAGAGGAAGGGGAAGAGGAAGAGGUCGUGGCCGGGGACGAGUUUCAAACCGAGAGCAAAAUGUUGAAAUCGACCCUUGCACUCCUUCUCAGCCCAGCAGCAAGCAAAUUCCCAGUCCUGGGAAGCCAAUGGAUGAUGAUUUGGAGUCAAAGGAAAUGCCAAAGGAGAAUGCCAAUGUCUCUGAUGGUGGCAAUCCAGCUGUUCAAACUGUCGAUACAAAAGCUGAAAUGGGUGAGAAUGUAGAUAAAUCAUCCAACGCAGCAGCAGCAGCAGCAGCCCCCUCCUCAUCGGUAGGGCCCUCGGAGGGUAAAAGCAAAGACUAUCCUGGGUGGCCACUUUCCGAGAUGGACCGAAUGGCCUUUGACCCUCUUCACCUAGCACAACUCAAUAAGAGAUUGGAGGAGGACGAAGAAGAUUACGACGAAGAGGAGUAGCUAAUCGGUAGCAUCAAUAUCGCUCAAAGCUGAAGGAGGCAAAGUAAAGAUGGGAAUAUAUAGAUUGGCCGAGAUAUAAAUGACAUCUUGUUUCCUUCAAAAUGUCGUAUCUUCCUCCUGUUCAUUUCCGCCCUCUUUUGCCCGUUCGGCUCCUAUUGUAGUUGUAUUGUAAUAUGCUUCAAAUAUGCUUUGCUGUUUGCUAACGACCGCGUAGGUUAGGUUUUCUCAUUCGGGAAAACUUCGAUUUCUGUAUGGACUCAAAGUUUAACAUAGGAAGGACAUGACAGCCUGAAUAGAGUUAGUUGUGCAAAGUUAA